AUGGCUGCCUUGUGCAAUCCCAGACGAGGCGGAGAAUGGAUCCGAGAUCUCCUGACCGAUCCUCACACGGAUAGUUCGUCCUGUCAGAUAGGAUGUAAACCAGUUCAGCAAGCUCCCACAGAAUCCGAGGCGGUCCAGCUUGGCGACGGCAAUACGAUGGUUGACUUUGUCGAAGGCAGCGGAGAGAUCAGUAUAUAUUGCGUCAGUUUGCGAACGUUCAGUGAAGCUAUCAGUCACGACGAUCUUCCCGGUCAAGCCUUGCUAGAUGUAGUAUUCGCAAGACUGAACCUGAUAGAGACUGCCUAUUUCGGAAUACGUUAUAUAGAUCAGGAUAAUCAGACGCACUGGCUGGAUCCGGCCGCACGGUUGUCACGGCAGCUGAAAGGCACCAAAGCACCCUUCGACCUGUACUUUGGGGUUAAAUUUUACGCUUGCGAUCCCUGCAAGCUGGUGGAGGAAAUCACGAGGUAUCAGCUUUAUCUGCAGGUCAAACAGGAUAUCCUCCAGGGUAGGCUUCCGGUAUCUUUUGAACUGGCCGCCGAGCUAGGCGCUUAUGUUGUGCAAGCCGAACUGGGUGACUAUGACCCUCGCAAGCAUCCUCCCGCUUACGUGUCCGAAUUCCGGUUACUGAACAAUCAGACGAAAGAAAUCGAAAACCGCAUCCAUGAGCUGCACAUGCAGCUUAAGGGUAUGUCCCCCUCGCAGGCUGAGUUUAACUACCUCGAUAAGGUUAAAUGGCAUGAUAUGUACGGAGUGGAUCUCCAUCCGGUGCUGGGAGAGGACAGUGUGGAGUAUUUUCUAGGACUAACGCCAGGUGGGAUCGUGGUCUUGAGGAACAAAACUACGGUUGCACACUAUUAUUGGCCUCGAAUAGCAAAGGUUUACUUUAAAGGACGCUACUUUAUGUUACGGGUCUGUGAUAAGAAUAAUGAGAUUAGCACAUAUGGCUUUGAAACGCCAAAGAAAAGUGCCUGUAGGCAUCUCUGGAAAUGCUGUGUAGAGCAUCAUUCUUUCUUCCGACUUGUUCGUACUGCUCCGAUGCAAGCAAUUUCUGGAGCAGCUAGUUUGACAUCACUUAGCUCCAAAUUUAGGUACAGUGGACGUACCGAACGACAGCAAAUAGCGGAUGUUAUGUCCCAGCAGCGUGCGCCACCAGCAUUCACACGAACACCCUCUCGAAGACAACCGCGCCGAAUAAUUGACGAAAAACAGGAAGAAAAGGUUUUCGAUACUCCAAAAUACAUCCAACAGGAAAUCAAAUCAGUAUCGAUACCUCAACCAGCCCAAACGUUUGAUAGUCCUUACCGUUCUACUUGCAGUAUUCCAGCUGCACUAAACACUAGUAGCAAAUCUUAUCCCGCUCCGCCGGAUUCUCCAAGAAGUACCCGCAGCGCUCCUUGGAUGCGGUCACAGCAGCGGGGUCUGUUCGGCAUCAACUCGAGCCCGAAAUCAGUGCGAUCUGUUUCCACCAGGAUGAGUGCACCGGCCAAUACCAAUCGGAUGCGAUCCAGUUCGGUGGAAAGUCACUCCAGUAAUGACUCUCGAUCCGGUCGGCGACGCAGGCAUCGAAGCAGGCGAGUCUCGGACAAUGAAAGCGAAAUGUCACGCGGAUCGGGUCGCUCCGGCCGGUCGCACAACUCCCACCGUAAACACCGACGGCAUCGUUCCAAAAACCGUCGUAAUCGCUCCGAUACGGAAAGUCGUGAUCGUAGCUAUUCGAGUCAUCGUCGCUCUACGGAAUCCAUCGAAUUGGUAGACUCCGGUGAACAAUGGCUAGAGGUACAAAGAAAACAAGCGGAUAAUGUCCAGAAGGCGGCUGUCAUCAAGAGCAGUCAGGUGUUGAAGGGCUCCACGCCGGACUCGGGAAUUGUGCACCACCAUCGUAGCCGACGGCAUCGAAAGCAUCGCUCACCAUCGGAGAAAAUCUGGUCUAGUGAACUGACGAAACAUUUGCAAUUCGAUCUUGUCGAUACCACUGGCAUGACUGAGGAUCAACUCAGGGAAAUACCCUAUACGGUGGUGGAAACCGAUCAUCUAGCUACCAAAAAACCGAACUCCCUCAAGGUGCAUAAAACUAGUCAUCAUGUUAAUCAGCGGAUCGAUCGGAUACGCGAGUAUCCGAAGGAAAACGUUAACGACAACAUGAGUGGAGUAAACGGUUCAAUCCGGUCAGCCAGUACCAUAAGCUCAUCCAGGGAUUACGAUAGGAACUCGGGUUUAAUAAGAAUGAUGUCCAGCAUGAGUAUGGGGGACUUCAUCUCUCCAACAGGAUCCAGUUUAAGUCCACUGGAUAGCUCCGGAUUGCGUGUAAGUCAUGAGCAUACCGACUCAGGCUUAGGAGCAGAUCAAGAUUACGCGUAUUCAUCGGAAAGGUCCAGUGACAGUGCUAAAUACGGUACCAACAAAUCGUCGGGAGCAUCGGUAACCUCAGCUCACACCAAAUCAUCCUCGUCGAACAACAUGAAGAAUCAUCAUCAUUCAGUGAGUAGUAAUAGUACAACUACUACAACUCGGAAGCCACCACUGUGCCCAAGUCGGCAGCAGAAGCUUCCGGGCCCGAUCAUUCCCGGUGUUCAUAGCACUUCCAGUGCACCUAACAAUCGUUUAAUCAAUAGCAGUAACACACAUUUUCAAAACAAUCACUACACGUUUAGCCUAACGCGGCAGAGUGCGUCUUCGGGACAUGGAAGUCGCCCUGCCUAUGGGUCUAGUACAGGUUUAGGGUUAAAUGCGUAUGGUUAUCUAGACUCGGCUGCUACACUGUCAUCGACCUCACCGUACCACUAUUAUUACGAUGGUACCGGAUUCCGCAGUGCAGCCAACCAACCGUGCCUGGUUGGGCUGCCUGGAUACGAGAACUCUCGACUUGGUUCCAUUCGUGGAACCAAAUCAGACAUAGGAGUUCCCAUUCGACCGAAAACCCAUCGCCAUCAACAGUAUAUUACUAGCGUGCACAGCCGACUAGCGAAUGGUGUUAGUAAGCGGGCUAUGAUGCCGUCCACCAAAACGGACUAUCUAGAGAAUUAUAAGACUGGGCUAGAAAGACUUAAGCUUUCCAACAAUCAAAACAAUGGCAACAGUAGCAAUAGCCACAGCCCGCCAGAGGCUUUCAUCGGGUUGUUGAACACGUCCGUUAGUGUUCAGAACAUCAUAAAUAAUAAUUACCAGCCGGCUCCGGCUUUUAAAGGCAGCGGAACCGGUUCGGUGUGCAGCAGUCCCGGCAAUAACGGACAGGGUAUGCUCGGAAAGGGAAAUGACCGAGUGGGUCCACUAGUUUUUUUGGACUCCAAUCAGAAUCGUAACAGUCCCGCCCACGAGGGCCACUCAUUUCAGGCGAACUUUGAGGCAGCUGCCAAUGGAUCGCCGGCUGGCGCCGCUAGUGAUAGCAGCACCACUGAAGCGCGACACGCCAGAAAGCAUCCAGCAAGCGGUGGCGGCAGCAGCGGUGGUGGCGGAAGCGGAAGACCGACUCCACCGAUUCCGUCCACAAGCGAAUCUAACCCGGCCAGUACGGGAUUGGACUUCCAGCGAAAAAACUCACUCAACAGUAAGAUCGAUACCACGGGAAGCGGAAAGCGUUCGUCCAGUCUAGAACUCAUACUAACACCCAUUAUUCAGAGCAGACGGUAA
This is a messenger RNA of Sabethes cyaneus, 3630 nucleotides long. Its product is annotated as band 4.1-like protein 4A. Gene Ontology annotation, cellular component: cytoskeleton. NCBI's taxonomy places the organism in Eukaryota, Metazoa, Arthropoda, Insecta, Diptera, Culicidae. The record is from RefSeq and is a predicted model, not a curated record. The transcript has 12 exons. The coding region runs from base 1 to 3630 and encodes 1209 amino acids.